UUGCCUCCUCACAUUUGUAUAGAGAUUUGAGAGAGAGAGAAAUUGAGCCACCCAAGGAUAGAUAGGAACAAUGGAGAUCCCUGUGAUAGACUUCAGUGAGCUUGAUGGGGGGAACAGGGGCAAGACAAUGGCACUCCUUCACCAGGCUUGUGAGCAAUGGGGCUGCUUUAAGAUUGAGAACCAUGGAGUUGACAAGAAGCUGAUGGAGAAGGUGAAGAACUUCGUGAACUCGCACUAUGAGGAGAACCUCAAGGCAGGCUUCUAUGCAUCGGACGUACCCAAAUGCCUCGAGACUGGCAAGACCUCCGACGUGGACUGGGAGUGCACCUUCUUCCUCUGCCAUCGCCCCAAGUCCAACAUCGAAGAUUUCCCGAACCUCUCGAAUGAACUCAGGGAGCUGAUGGAGGAGUACAUUGCGCAGCUGAUUAAGCUGGCGGAAAAGAUCUCCGAGCUCAUGUGCGAGAACCUCGGGCUGGAGAAGGACCACAUUAAGAAGGCUUUCUCCGGAAAGAAUGGCCCCUCAGUCGGCACAAAGGUGGCAAAGUAUCCCCAGUGCCCGGAGCCAGAACGAGUGAGGGGACUCCGGGAGCACACAGAUGCAGGCGGGAUCAUACUCCUUCUUCAGGACGAUCAGGUUCCUGGCCUCGAAUUCCUUAAGGAUGGGAAGUACGUUCCCAUCCCCCCUUCGAAGAACAAUAAGAUCUUCGUCAACAUUGGAGACCAGAUCGAGGUCCUCAGCAAUGGGAGGUACAGGAGCGUGUGGCACAGAGUCAUGACCGAUAAGAACGGGAGCCGGCUAUCAGUUGCCACAUUCUACAACCCUGCUGGAGACGCUGCGAUCUCUCCUGCUCCUAAGCUUCUGUAUCCCGAAGGGUUCACAUUCGGAGAUUACCUCAAACUGUAUGCCGCCACCAAGUUCCAGGAGAAGGAGCCCCGGUUCGAGGCCAUGAAGAACUUGAGCAAUGGCCACGGCAACGGUUUCUGACUGCCUAGUAAAACGUACUCCAAAAUACCGAUUUGUAUUGCUCGCAACUUUUCGUUUGCAAAUGUCUGUUUUCUUUGUCGUGUGUUCUUGUAAUUCAAGGAGCAUUUGAUUUACAAGCUUCUUGACCUGUAGUUCAAGUAACUUCGCUUACCAUACCGUCACUUCUUA
This is a messenger RNA of Punica granatum (pomegranate), 1153 nucleotides long. The record is from RefSeq and is a predicted model, not a curated record. Lineage: Eukaryota; Viridiplantae; Streptophyta; Magnoliopsida; Myrtales; Lythraceae.